Peromyscus eremicus (cactus mouse) is the source of this 1337-nucleotide messenger RNA. Its product is annotated as zinc finger protein 688-like. The transcript is spliced from 3 exons. Lineage: Eukaryota; Metazoa; Chordata; Mammalia; Rodentia; Cricetidae. The coding region runs from base 338 to 1159 and encodes 273 amino acids. Gene Ontology annotation, biological process: regulation of DNA-templated transcription. The record is from RefSeq and is a predicted model, not a curated record.
GAGGUCCGAAAGGCGCCAUAUUUGCCAAGCGGCAGAAAUGGCGCCUUUGUGCCGUCAAUGGCAACUGAAGCCAGGCCGUCGCCAUAUUUUCUAAAGGCAUCUUCCGGGUUCCUUCACCCGAGCUGUGUCUCUGUGCGAGCGGCUGUGGAGUGAACUAUGGGGCAUUACUAGUCUCCACCGGAGCCCUGCAGCCCUCAGCGGCCACACGCUGCCCACUUUUUCCGCUCCCUGACCAAGGGGCGUGGCAAGGGCGUGGCAGGGGCGUGGUUUCCCGGGGAAGCCGAGGCCGGAAGCCGGAGGCUGGGGCGGCCAAGCCGCUGCCGGGGCAGGAGCCCCGAUGGCGCCACCCCCGGCCCCGCUGCUGGUGCCGAUGCCCGGGGAGAUCUGGCCCGGUUUCAGGAAGCCUGAGCUCGUGAGCUUCGCGGACGUGGCCGUGUACUUCUCCCCGCAGGAGUGGGGCUGCCUGCGGCCCGCGCAGAGAGCCCUGUACCGGGAGGUGAUGCGCGAGACCUACGGCCUCCUGGGCGCGCUCGGGUUCCCGGGCCCCAAACCAGCCCUCAUCUCUUGGAUGGAACAGGAGAGUGAGGCUUGGAGCCCCGCCGCCCAGGAUCCUGAGGAGGGGGAAAGCCUGGGAGGAGCUCCGAGAGGAGACACUUCAGAUAAGAAGGAGCAGGGCUGCAAGGAAGGAGCCGAGAGGCCUGCAGAGACUUCUCAGUUGCAGUCUAAAGAGGUGGUUGAACAUAAGACUUGUUCCAUGGCUCCCAAGUCCUCUGCAGGGGUACAACUACCUACCAGAGCUGCCCCAGGCCAGGUGGCAGGUGCACAGCCUCCUGCCCAGGUAUCCAGCACAGAUGUGCAGGACAGCCAGAGGCGCCAUGUGUGUGUGGACUGUGGGCGCCGCUUCACCUACCCUUCGUUGCUGGUCAGCCACCGGCGCAUGCACUCGGGUGAGCGACCCUUCCCCUGCCCAGAGUGCGGCAUGCGGUUCAAGAGGAAGUUUGCUGUGGAAGCACACCAAUGGAUCCACCGUUCCUGCUCAGGGGGUCGCCGUGGCCGUAGGCCUGGCAUCCGGGCUGUGCCUGGAGCCCCAGUCCGAGGUGACCGGGAUCCACCAGUGCUCUUUCGGCACUAUCCAGACAUCUUUGAGGAGUGUGGGUGAGCCGAAUAGCUCCCUGCAUCUGGAGAAGAGCAUGAACUUGGCACUAAGAACUGACUUGAGUCAAGACUUAGGAAAUGAAAUACAUCACUUUGACUUUUCUCAAGGAUCCCUUGUAAACUUGUAAAAAGAAAAGUGCCUGUAAAGAUUCAUAUAGAUUAAACCUGACCCCUGCUCCCCU